AUGCGUGAGAUUGUUCACCUUCAGACCGGCCAGUGCGGUAACCAGAUUGGUGCUGCCUUCUGGCAGAACAUCUCUGGCGAGCACGGUCUCGACAGCAAUGGCGUGUACAACGGCACUUCCGAGCUCCAGCUCGAGCGCAUGAGCGUCUACUUCAACGAAGCCUCCGGCAACAAGUACGUUCCUCGCGCCGUCCUCGUCGACUUGGAGCCCGGUACCAUGGACGCCGUCCGUGCCGGUCCCUUUGGCCAGCUUUUCCGCCCCGACAACUUCGUCUUUGGCCAGUCCGGUGCCGGCAACAACUGGGCCAAGGGUCACUACACUGAGGGAGCUGAGCUCGUCGACCAGGUUCUCGAUGUCGUCCGUCGCGAGGCUGAGGGCUGCGACUGCCUCCAGGGCUUCCAGAUCACCCACUCCCUUGGUGGUGGUACCGGUGCCGGUAUGGGUACCCUCCUGAUCUCCAAGAUCCGUGAGGAGUUCCCCGACCGCAUGAUGGCCACCUUCUCCGUCGUUCCCUCUCCCAAGGUUUCCGACACCGUUGUCGAGCCCUACAACGCCACCCUCUCCGUCCACCAGCUGGUCGAGAACUCCGACGAGACCUUCUGCAUUGACAACGAGGCUCUCUACGACAUCUGCAUGCGUACCCUCAAGCUCUCCAACCCCUCCUACGGCGACUUGAACCACCUCGUUUCCGCCGUCAUGUCCGGUGUCACCACCUGCCUGCGUUUCCCCGGUCAGCUGAACUCUGACUUGCGCAAGCUCGCCGUCAACAUGGUUCCUUUCCCCCGUCUCCACUUCUUCAUGGUCGGCUUCGCUCCCCUGACCAGCCGUGGCGCCCACUCCUUCCGCGCCGUCAGCGUUCCCGAGCUCACCCAGCAGAUGUUCGACCCCAAGAACAUGAUGGCUGCCUCUGACUUCCGCAACGGUCGUUACCUGACCUGCUCUGCCAUCUUCCGUGGUAAGGUCGCCAUGAAGGAUGUUGAGGACCAGAUGCGCAACGUUCAGAACAAGAACUCGUCCUACUUCGUCGAGUGGAUUCCCAACAACGUCCAGACCGCCCUUUGCUCCAUUCCUCCCCGCGGCCUCAAGAUGUCUUCCACCUUUGUCGGUAACUCUACCGCCAUCCAGGAGCUCUUCAAGCGUGUCGGUGAGCAGUUCACUGCCAUGUUCCGUCGCAAGGCUUUCUUGCAUUGGUACACUGGUGAGGGUAUGGACGAGAUGGAGUUCACUGAGGCUGAGUCCAACAUGAACGAUCUCGUCUCCGAGUACCAGCAAUACCAGGAUGCUGGUGUUGACGAGGAGGAGGAGGAGUACGAGGAGGAGGUCCCUCUUGAGGAGGAGGUUUAA
Molecule: messenger RNA, 1344 nt
Organism: Colletotrichum paranaense
Lineage: Eukaryota; Fungi; Ascomycota; Sordariomycetes; Glomerellales; Glomerellaceae
Product: beta-tubulin
Exons: 7
Coding region: 1-1344 (447 amino acids)
Biological process (GO): mitotic cell cycle; microtubule cytoskeleton organization
Cellular component (GO): cytoplasm; microtubule
Molecular function (GO): GTPase activity; structural constituent of cytoskeleton; GTP binding
Source: RefSeq, a predicted model, not a curated record